AUGAUUGAACAGGCUUGGACGCUAUCGGUGGACGAGGCCCUGGGGAAAGCUGGGGUAAACCCUAAGGAAGGUCUUAGCCACCAGGAGGUUAAUGCAGCCCUUGCCAAAUUUGGGCCAAAUGAGCUUAAAGAAGAAGAAUCAACGCCACUAUGGAAGCUGAUUCUUGAGCAGUUCCAGGACCAACUGGUAAUUAUUCUUCUUGGAUCUGCUGUAGUAUCCUUGGUGCUGGCGCUUGUGGAGAAUGAGGGCAGCCUAGCGAAUGCUUUGGUGGAACCAAGCGUCAUCUUUCUUAUUUUGAUUGCCAACGCCACGGUGGGUGUGUUGCAAGAGCGGAAUGCAGAUCAAUCUAUUCAAGCACUUCGUGCCUAUUCCCCUGAAAAGGCUAUCGUUGUACGAGACAAGAAUACGUCUCGUAUUAACGCUAGCGACCUGGUUCCAGGUGAUAUUGUUAUGCUCUCUACGGGCGAUCGCGUGCCUGCGGACUGUCGCGUCAUUGAGCUGCGCUCUGCAUCGCUGCAAAUUGAUCAAGCCAUUUUGACGGGUGAGUCGGAAAGUGUAUACAAGUCAAUCUCCCCAAUUGCGGACGAGCAUGCGGUAAAGCAGGAUAUGACGAAUAUGCUAUUUGCUGGUACAACGGUCGUAAGUGGUCACUGUGUAGCCCUAGUAUGCUUGACAGCGGACCGAACAGCCAUUGGCAACAUUCACGCGCAAAUCGGUGACCAAACGGACUCCAAAACGCCAUUACAAGAAAAGCUGGAUGAGUUUGGUGAUCUGCUGGCAAAAACCAUUAUGGUUAUCUGUAUUCUGGUAUGGGUCGUGAACAUUCGUCACUUUGGUGAUCCUUCGCACCAUGGCUGGAUGCGUGGUGCCAUGUACUACUUUAAGAUUGCUGUGGCUUUGGCCGUCGCGGCGAUUCCAGAGGGUUUGGCUGCGGUCAUUACGGCCUGUCUGGCUCUUGGCACGCAGAAGAUGGCACGAAAAAAUGCCAUCGUGCGUCACUUGCCCAGUGUGGAGACAUUGGGUUCCACGAGUGUGAUUUGCUCUGACAAGACGGGCACGUUGACGACCAACGAAAUGAGCGUUGCUCGUGUAUUUAUGCUAGGCAACGGUCUUGAAUACACUGUGACAGGCUCGAGCUUUCAUCCGGAAGGUGACAUUUUGUUGAACGGCAAAGUGGUGACCAAUAUCAAUGAGCCGAACAGUGCCGUGCAAGCCUUGGCUGAGACGUGUGCUGUGUGCAAUGAUGCAAAGAUUAUCGUGGAUGCGCAAGGACGUUACAAAGCAUUGGGCCAGGCAACAGAGGCUGCUUUACAUGUGCUUGUGGAAAAAUUGGGCCACCAUGACCCUGUCCGACAGGCGCACAUGACAGAACUACAGUCGGCGCUUCGUGCAGGUGCGGUGUGUGAGUGGUAUGCUCACGAUCUGCCACGAUUGGCAACGCUGGACUUUUCUCGCGAUCGAAAGCUCAUGUCGACGUUUGUCCGCCAUGAAAAUGGUCACGGUCGUUUACUUGUCAAAGGUGCGCCGGAGUCUGUCGUGGCUCGUGCGACGCAUGUGUAUGUCGAUGCGUCCACACGCCGGCCUUUGGACGAUGCAGCACGUAUGGUCAUGAAGGAGAAACUGGCAUCGUUUGGUAGCGAAGGUUUGCGUACGCUUGCCAUUGCGAUUCGCGACGAUGUGCUUCCUAAAGACCCCUAUGCGCAAAUCGAUCCGUCAGAGUAUUCUACGUACGAGAGUGAAUUGUCCAUUGUGGGCUUUGUCGGUAUGCGUGACCCCCCUCGCCCAGAAGUGCGGGAGGCUGUGCAUGCAUGCAUGGAUGCCGGUGUUCGUAUUGUUGUGAUCACAGGUGACAACCAGCAUACCGCUGAAGCCAUCUGCCGUCAAAUUGGUUUGUUUGGGCCUGAGGAAGACGUGCGCGGCCGUUCGAUUACUGGCCGCGAUUUGGAUCAAAUGUCCGAGGAGGAAAAGACUCGUAUGGCGCGCAACGUCGUGUUGCUCUCGCGCACUGAGCCAUCGCACAAGAGCCAAUUGGUCGACCUGCUGCAAAAUCAAAAUGAGGUGGUUGCUAUGACAGGUGAUGGUGUAAAUGAUGCGCCUGCCCUUAAACGUGCCGACAUUGGUGUGGCUAUGGGUACCGGUACAGAUGUUGCCAAGCUUGCAGCUGAUAUGGUCUUGGCUGAUAACAACUUUGCUACAAUUGUUUCGGCAAUUGAGCAGGGUCGCAGUAUCUUCAACAACACGGCAUCGUUCAUUCGCUAUCUCAUUUCUUCCAACAUCGGUGAAGUGGUGAGCAUCUUUUUGACUGUGCUGUUGGGUAUGCCGGAGGCUUUGAUUCCUGUGCAACUGCUUUGGGUGAACCUUGUCACAGAUGGUCUGCCAGCUACGGCCCUUGGAUUUAACCCCCCAGAUCGUGCUGUGAUGCGCUUACCGCCCCGUAAGCGAGAUGACCCUCUUAUUACGCGGUGGUUGUUUGUUCGCUACUUGCUUAUCGGAGUCUAUGUCGGCGUAGCUACCAUUCUCGGAUACGCUUGGUGGUUCGUGAUGUAUCAAGAUGGCCCGCAGAUCAGCGUGUACCAACUUACGCACUUCCACCGCUGCUCGCGUGAGUUUGCAGAGAUUGGCUGCCAAAUGUUCGUGGGCGACGAGGCCCGCCAUGCGUCUACCAUGAGUCUGAGUAUUCUCGUGACGAUUGAAAUGUUCAAUGCUUUGAAUGCACUUUCAGAAGUGGACAGUUUGCUUACGCACUCUCCCCUGAAAAACCUAUGGCUGAUCGGCGCCAUUAUUCUGUCUAUGGCGCUACACAUGAUGAUCCUAUAUGUGCCUUACUUCCAGGCUAUCUUUUCGAUCGCGCCUUUGAACUGGAAUGAAUGGAUGGCUGUAUUGGGCAUUUCCGCCCCCAUCAUUCUUAUUGAUGAGGUGUGCAAGUGGCUCACGCGUCGCUCUUUGCCGACAAGCAAGAAGCUUAACUAG
Malassezia pachydermatis is the source of this 2970-nucleotide messenger RNA. RefSeq names its product ca-transporting atpase. Bases 1 to 2970 code for a protein of 989 amino acids. Gene Ontology annotation, biological process: calcium ion transmembrane transport; intracellular calcium ion homeostasis. The record is from RefSeq and is a predicted model, not a curated record. Gene Ontology annotation, cellular component: membrane. The transcript has 2 exons. Lineage: Eukaryota; Fungi; Basidiomycota; Malasseziomycetes; Malasseziales; Malasseziaceae. Gene Ontology annotation, molecular function: ATP binding; P-type calcium transporter activity; ATP hydrolysis activity.